AUGGUCCUGAGUGGGGCGCUGUGCUUUCGGAUGAAGGAUGCAGAAUUGAAGGUGCUUUAUCUGCAUGAUAACCAGCUUCUAGCUGGAAGGCUGCAUGCAGGGAACAUCAUCCAAGGCGAGGAGAUCAGUGUUGUCCCCAAUCGGUCUCUGGAUGCCAAGCUCUCUCCAGUCAUCCUGGGUGUCCAGGGAGGGAGCCAGUGCCUGUCAUGUGGGACGGGGCAGGAACCGACUCUGAAACUAGAGCCAGUAAAUAUCAUGGAGCUCUACCUCGGUGCCAAGGAAUCCAAGAGCUUCACUUUCUACCGGCGAGACACAGGGCUCACCUCCAGCUUCGAGUCAGCUGCCUACCCAGGCUGGUUCCUCUGCACUGUGCCGGAAGCAGACCAGCCUCUCAGACUCACCCAACUCUCAGAGGAUGCCAGCUGGGACAGCCCCAUCACGGACUUCUACUUCCAGCAGUGUGACUAG
Puma concolor (puma) is the source of this 468-nucleotide messenger RNA. It is a transcript of the gene IL36RN, whose product is annotated as interleukin 36 receptor antagonist. Gene Ontology annotation, biological process: inflammatory response to antigenic stimulus; cellular response to lipopolysaccharide. Lineage: Eukaryota; Metazoa; Chordata; Mammalia; Carnivora; Felidae. The record is from RefSeq and is a predicted model, not a curated record. Gene Ontology annotation, molecular function: cytokine activity; interleukin-1 receptor binding.